Molecule: messenger RNA, 2693 nt
Organism: Schistocerca americana (American grasshopper)
Lineage: Eukaryota; Metazoa; Arthropoda; Insecta; Orthoptera; Acrididae
Product: protein sidekick-2-like
Exons: 6
Coding region: 1716-2693 (325 amino acids)
Biological process (GO): synapse organization
Cellular component (GO): neuron projection membrane
Source: RefSeq, a predicted model, not a curated record
CUGCCCGCCAGUACCGCUGCCUGAUCCACCACGAGUGACACUUCCAGGUCCAGUCCAGUGAGGCGGUUUUCCGCACUUGACACGCCUUUCCUGUGCCACAGUGAGAAAGAUGGCACCUCUAUUGCCGACACCCUCCUGGACUGUUCUCAGACACGCCGUGCAGAGCCAGUAAAGCGAGCCAGUUGCUGGUGAACUGUGAACCACUUCGCUGUUGCAUGCUACGUGAAAUUGCCGAAAAAUCAUCAUUUCAGUGCGCCUACAUGCUACAGGGUGACAGACCUAAUCGCAUCUAAAUGCAGACUCUAUUUUUUGCAAACUGAAUACAGUAGCGGGCGACUCUAGUGCACUAAGUGCUCCUGUUCUUACUUGUGGACUGUGGACCACUUUGCUGCUUCAGGUCACGUGAAACAACCUCUUCAGUGACACUAUUUCGAGAAACUUCAAUGCAUCUAACACUGUAACAAGUUUUCAUGCGUAAAACAAGAGCCCAAAUUCUGUAGUAUAUAUAUAUAUAUAUAACGAUACAGAAACAAAUAACACGGGAAAUAUUAUACUUUACUACUACUUAUUUUAGAAAGGCAGCUAUUGGGGUCGUCUCUUUUAUCACUCAUCAACACUGGGCAGUUUCUGCUGUCGUAGACGAUACUGCUUUGCAGUGUAAAAUUAAUAAUGGGUGAUCUCCCAUCUAUUCUGAUUUGUUCUACUCUAAGAAGAUGCAAAAAUAUGGCUUAACCAUGGUAGUCACGUUAAAAUAUCUGUCCCAGCUGUGUUUAUAGUACAAGCUUAGUACUGUCAGUGCGAGACAUUUUACACUGUAUUAUGUGAUUUUAAAACGACUUAAGGUACAUCGUUGCCAAUUCUGAAGUGAGAAUUCUAAGAAGGUGUGGUUAAAACUGCUCUGCAUUCGCCGUGUUCUGCGUGUAUUGCCUUCUAGAGAGGGCUCAUAAACGAUACAGUGCGAACAUCAACGUAUUUACGACAAGAAGUCAGGUUUCAUAAUAACUUCAACGACGUUAUGUAAGUUAUAGAGUUUCCUGUCUGGUUACGCUAGUACCACAUCGACAAAGACAAUAUUGAUUAUCAGGAUGUUUUGAUAGGAAUACUGUGGCUGUUCUCUUUUCACCGACGAAGAAUUUUCUAGAAUUGUGGCAGCGGAACACGACAAAGUCCUCACCAGUGAUAUUUAUUAUCGAGACACUGCUUGAAGAUUACGUGGGCGUAAGGCUGACCAACGGAAGCACAGAAGCUUAUGAGGUUUGGUCUUUCUUCCACUUCAGUGUAAUUUUACAACCGUUUUGUGUUUGCAACGCUAGUGACGUAUUGCGUGGAACUGUGAGAAUGUUACAGCAGGAAAACAGUGGCCGUUCUGACUUACACUUCGAAGGAUUAUAGGGUAUUUCGGAAGCUCAGACGAUAGAGUCCUCGAAUCGAGAGAGGAGUACUUGUCAUCGAGGAGCCUCUCGGAGGAUACGUGAGCAUUACGAAGUAUCGCAUUUGGGCCAGCUUUACAGGAAACUCGCGUGUGCGCGUGUGACCCGGUGACCAGCUGGAUAUGUCAACAGCAGCCUCUGGAGGCAUCGCUCGACCGCGUGGGUCAGUGCCCGUGGCACCCGGCGCGCUUCGCCGCUGACGACCCAUCCGCGACCAGCGGCACUUUGCCCAGCGCUCGGCGGCCGCCGCAGCGGACCAGGAGCUCGGCGAGAGGCGACUGAACGAUGACGUCAGAGGCGGGAUUGACCCGGUCGUUGAGCUGGCUGCUGCUGUGCCUGCAGCUCUGUCAGGCCGGCACCGGCGGGGACCCCCUGAUGCUGCGGAGGAGGGCGAUCGGCUUCCGGAACGCUUCCGCUGCCGAGAUGCCGGUGCUGCACCAGCACAGCAAAAGGUUCAGCGGCCUCUACACGGGGCCCUACUUCGACACAAGCACUGCUACCAACAUAACGGCCCAGCUGGGCACGCACGCCUACCUGCCGUGUCGCAUCAAGCAGCUGGGUAACAAGUCGGUGUCGUGGAUCCGGCGGCGCGACGCGCAUAUCCUGACGGUGGACCGGUACACGUUCAUCGCGGACGACCGCUUCCAGGCGUUUCUGGUCGAGGCGACGGACACGUGGACGCUGCAGAUAAAGUACGUGCAGGCUCGCGACGCCGGCCAGUACGAGUGCCAGGUCAGCACCGAGAACAAGAUGAGCCACUUCAUCUCGCUGCACGUCGUCGUGCCGCGCGUGGAGAUCGCGGGCGGCCACGACCUGUACGUGCGCGCGGGCAGCACGGUGGCGCUGCGCUGCGAGGUGACGCAGUCGCUGGAGGAGCCGGCCUACAUCUUCUGGUACCACGACGGCGAGCGCGUGCUCUCCUACCAGGACAUCCGGCUGGAGCGCGUCGCGCCCGACGCCACCGUCAGCACGCUGCUGAUCCAGCGCGCGCGCCGCGAGCAGUCGGGCAACUACACGUGCAAGCCCAGCAACCUCGACUCCGCCUCCGUCCUGCUGCACGUGCUCGACGGGGAGCACCCGGCGGCGAUGCAGCGCGGCAAGAACUCGGCGGUGCCGGCUGGCAGCUGGUGGGGGCACGUGUGGUGCCGCCUGGCGCUGGCGGCGCUCGCCGCCUUCUCCGGCCUGCACGGCGCGCCCUGCCCCUGCCACGCCGCGGCUCUGCUGCCCGCGCUACUCGCAGCGGUCGCCUGGGCCUCCGCGUAG